Messenger RNA from Ilex paraguariensis (yerba mate), 2362 nucleotides. NCBI's taxonomy places the organism in Eukaryota, Viridiplantae, Streptophyta, Magnoliopsida, Aquifoliales, Aquifoliaceae. The record is from the annotation of a GenBank genome assembly.
CUCUCUCACACACACACACACACACACACCAUUUCUGAGUUUACUGCAAUAGCCUCCAACUUAAUAUACCCUACUGAUGGGUAACUCCGAUUACGAAUAUCCAUCAAUGAACAUCGAGUGCGCACAUCGCGUUGCAAUUCCACCACCACAACCAUUUUUCAAGUCACUGAAAAACUCCCUCAAGGAAACUUUUUUCCCCGAUGACCCACUUCGGCAGUUUAAGCACCAGCCACCAUCUCGGAAACUAGUACUGGGCCUUCAGUAUGUCUUUCCGAUCUUUGAUUGGGGUGGGCGUUACAGUUUCGAGUUCUUCAAAGCUGACCUCAUCGCCGGAAUCACCAUUGCCAGCCUCGCAAUUCCUCAGGGAAUUAGUUAUGCUAAACUAGCAAACUUGCCACCUAUUCUUGGCCUAUAUUCCAGCUUUAUUCCGCCGGUGGUUUACGCGAUGAUGGGGAGUUCAAGAGAUUUGGCGGUGGGUACUGUUGCUGUUGCAUCACUUCUCACAGGUUCGAUGUUGGGGAAGGAAGUUAAUGCCAUUGAGAAUCCACAGCUUUAUCUUCACCUUGCUUUCACGGCGACAUUCUUUGCCGGAGUCUUCCAAGCUUCAUUGGGCAUAUUAAGGCUAGGGUUUAUAGUGGAUUUUCUAUCACAUGCAGCCAUAGUAGGUUUCAUGGCAGGAGCAGCCACCGUGGUAUGCCUUCAACAGCUCAAAGGGCUACUUGGGCUUGACCAUUUUACUCAUGGAACCGACGUUGUGUCUGUCAUACGCUCUGUAUUCAGCCAAACCCAUAAGUGGAGAUGGGAAAGUGUUCUAUUGGGAUGCUGUUUCCUUUUCUACCUCCUGCUAGCUAAAUACUUUAGCAAGGGAAGACCAAAGCUCUUUUGGAUUUCAGCAAUGGCACCUCUUACGUCUGUUAUCUUGGGAAGUCUUCUUGCCUACCUUACUCACGCUGAAAAACAUGGUGUCCAAGUGAUAGGGCACUUGAAGAAAGGGCUAAAUCCUCCAUCAAUAAUGGAUUUAGCUUUUGGGUCAGAAUAUCUGUCAACGGCCCUCAAAACCGGCAUAGUCACGGGUGUCAUAGCCCUAGCGGAAGGAAUCGCAGUUGGCCGAAGCUUUGCUAUGUUCAGGAAUUACCAUAUUGAUGGGAACAAAGAGAUGAUUGCUUUUGGAAUGAUGAAUAUUGCUGGUUCUUGCACUUCCUGUUAUCUCACUACAGGACCGUUUUCGCGAUCUGCAGUGAACUUCAAUGCAGGAUGCAAGACAGCAGUUUCUAACAUUGUCAUGGCACUGGCAAUCAUGGUCACACUGUUAUUCUUAACACCAUUGUUCCAUUACACUCCUCUUGUGGUAUUAUCAUCCAUUAUAAUCGCCGCCAUGCUUGGCCUUAUAGACUACCAAGCAGCAAUUCAUCUAUGGCACAUCGACAAAUUUGACUUCUUAGUAUGCAUCAGUGCAUAUAUUGGUGUCGUUUUUGGCAGCGUUGAGAUUGGCUUGGUCAUCGCGGUAGGGUUAUCUUUGCUGAGGGUCCUAUUAUAUGUUGCAAGACCAAGGACACUGGUGCUUGGCAAUAUACCGGAUUCCAUGAUCUAUAGAAGCGUGGAUCAAUAUGAGAAUGCAACCCGAGUUCCAGGAAUUCUCAUACUUGAGAUUGAUGCUCCCAUUUACUUCGCCAAUGCAGGCUAUUUAAGAGAAAGGAUAUCGAGAUGGAUCGAUGAGGAGGAAGAUAGGGUCAAAUCCUACGGAGAAACCAGCCUACAAUAUGUCAUACUUGAUAUGGGUGCCGUUGGUACCAUUGACACAAGUGGGAUAAGCAUGCUUGAAGAGCUUCACAAGAACAUUGACAGAAGAGGGCUCAAGCUUGUACUGGCCAAUCCAUCAGGGGAGGUGGUGAAGAAGCUCAAUAAGGCAAAGUUCAUCGAGUCGAUUGGCGAGGAAUGGAUAUAUCUGACCGUGGGAGAGGCUGUUGGGGCAUGCAACUUCAUGCUUCACACAGGCAAACCAAAACAACAGAAGGCAGAUGAAUCAGAGACUUGGAGCAAUAAUGUCUAAACUUCCAUUGAAUCAUAAAAGGAUGCUGUUGACUUAGGAUGAAAUUGGAAGCUUUUUAAUUCCCCAACAUUGUGUAAUUUGUUGAAUAUAUAUAUAUAUAUAUGUAUAUAUAGCUCACAUGUUUGAAAGUAUAUACUGAAAUCCUUGCGGAUUCAUAAUGAAAAAGCCACUGGGUUUCUUUUUGUUGUUGGCUUCAUCUAUAUAUGUCAUGUGAAUUUGUGGGUUGACGGGGCCACGAGUAUGUGAUUUAAUUCGGUGUAAACGAAAAAUCUUUCUAGGGUUUGACAUAUUACAAAUGACCGUGAAAUAGUG